ACUUCCUCUACAAAAAAGACUCAACUUUUAUAUUCUGCAACUUACCAGUCAGCAAAGCAGCACAGAGUGGCACAGUGUAAAGGUUGCAUCAUAAAAGCUUCUUCAAUGGACUGCACAGGCCCCUCUGCUCUGCAAACUGCUUCUCAUUAGCGUUCCUGUAGAAAAGAUCUACUUACUGUUCCCUCACCUCCAUGCAAACUGUAUGCACCAUUGCCUUUAUCUGCUCCAUUUUUAAAAGAUCUUUGCAGGCAGUAAGUCAUAACAAGAGCAUGGUGAUUUUUUGGCUCGUUUUCUUCACUUUUUGCUUGACACAGUUCCUAAUUAGCAGGGAUAAAGGCAAUAUCCUUCCUCCACACACCAUUAAAAUUCUCAUCUGGAAAUGGCCAUAUGCAAGAAGGACCAAUCUAACGGGGAAUGUAUGCGCUGAUCUCUAUGAUAUCCAUGGCUGCCACCUGACAGAUAACCAGUCUGCCUUUAACCAGGCUGAUGUUGUGGUCUUCCAUCAUAAUGACAUCUAUCCUUCUGUGGCUACAUUACCUACAGAGAAGUGGCGACCCCACCUACAGAAAUGGGUGUGGUUGUCUCUGGAGUCUCCGACCAACAACAGAAAGAUCAACCAGCUAAAUGGAAUCUUUAAUUGGACAAUGAGCUACAGACGGGAUUCAGAUAUUUUCAUACCCUAUGGAGAGCUUGUACCGAAUAUUGGCCACCCUUUCUCCAUUCCCAAAAAGAUCUCUCACUUGGCUGCAUGGGUGGUCAGCAAUUAUAGGGAAAGUCACAAGAGGACUGGUGUUUUCCAUAGUCUACAAAAAUCCAUGGCAAUUGAUAUGUAUGGCAGGGCUAAUGGAAAGCCACUCAGCAAGGACAGCCUCCUACAAACUAUUUCCAAAUAUCCCUUCUAUCUAGCAUUUGAGAAUUCCAUACAUCAGGAUUACAUAACAGAAAAGCUGUGGAGGAAUUCUUUCAUGGCAGGCUCAGUGCCCGUAGUCUUAGGGCCAUCACGAACCAACUAUGAAGCGUUUGUGCCCGCAGGGUCAUUCAUUCAUGUACAGGACUUCCCAAGCACCAAAGAACUGGCAGAAUAUCUCAUGGCAGUGGCCAACAAUGAGACGCAUUAUAGGCAAUACUUUGAAUGGAAAAAACAAUUCACAGUCAAGAUGUACGAAGACUGGAGGGAGCGGUUCUGCCAAAUCUGCAAAAAGUAUAAAACCCUGCCCCAAAGAAAAAUCUAUCACAACCUUGAAGAAUGGAUAAAUAGCUAAUUGUGUUUUGUAAAGUUACGAUGAGCAUUUUUCAAAAACCUUCCUGUGGACAGUAAAAAUUUGAAACAAGUACAUUUUCAGGAUAAAUGAAUAGAUUUUUGCUAUGAUCGAUCUGGUGCUGCUUUCUAUUAACUUUGUGAGAUUCAUUUUUUGACAGAAACAACAGUAACAUGGUGAAUGGUACGGAUUAGUCAAGGGACUGUAUAAGGAAAGGUAUGUUUUGGACAUUUCACGGUUCAUAUAACAUACUUGUCUUUGCAGGGUACUCUAAGGUAAUGGAGAAGUUGGUGUGCGAGAUGGCUUCAUUGGUUCACAUUAUACCCAAAAUAAAAUGAACGGGCAACACGUAAAUCCUGCCACAAUCUAAUGCUCAGAAUUGUUUUACCCCAAUGAAAUAUAUAACCACAUGCUUAGGAUGGGCCCAGUUAGUUUGAAAAAGAGGAUAGCAAAAACAACAAUGCUGUGGCCUUCUCAGUUACCAAAUCAACUAUCUUUUUACAUAAGAUGCAAGAAGGUAUCUGACCGGUUCACCAGCAGACAGUGUACUGUAAAUCAAAGUAACUGAACAUAAGUUACUUACUCUUUUCAUCUUUACUAGUUUUCUUGCCCAGAUGAAUUCAGGAUCAGCAGAACCCAACUAGUUUAUAAGAGGACAGGCCUAGUAAAGUGGUCAUUUACUGUUGAUGUUUUAUCAAAACAAAAAAAAAAAACCAACCCCAGUUAACAUGUUUUAACCUUCUUGGCACCAACCCCUCAAAGUUAAUACAGAGUCAGUCUCUGUGCGACAUGUAAUGAUCCUCUUUAUAGUGUUAUGCCCAACUAACUCUCAGGAUAGUAUUCUGCUAUCUUCUGGAUGAAAGGACAUAAUGCUGUGAAAAAAAUCAUGAAUAUUUGUGUUCAGCCUCUAACUCAUCAAUAUUCAUGAAUGGGGAGGACCUAUCAACUAAAACACAAUGGCAUACGGAGCUGUAAAUCCAGUUUUAGAAAAAAACUGAAAAUGAACCAAUGCUCGAAUCAAGCAAGAGCGAUGAUUUAACAUGGUUAUCAGAUGUUGACAGAGACAGGGAAACUGACAUGUGUUCUGUAGAGCCCAACCUGCCAAGUUUCAACGAUGUUCUGUGUUUGGUGCUGGCUUCAUACUAUUGAUAACUAACCUGCAUCACUUUGUUGCUCAUUUAUGGGUAAACUUGUUCUAAAGAUGUCUGUUGAUCAUGAUUAUCUGGAUUAUUUAUUAUUGGUCUAUGACAGUCUGGUUUUGAUAAUAGUUUCUAAAAUAAACCACUGGGUUGAGCAGUGCCAAGUGCUUUGGGGUGUUGAAGUUUGGGUUGGCUGUUCAAUAAACCAUUUACUUUUCACAGUUGCUGCAGCGAUGGUGCUCCAGUGUCACAGACACCCAUUUUUACCAAAGCUUUUCACUCAUUAUAACAUACCUGUUUUACUAAUAAAGGACUAUGGUGAAGCUAAUCACCCAACAACUGUACACACUGCGUAUUUCUGAUCUUCACAAAAUUAACAAAAGUCUCAGUGGUUGUAAGGAAAGACCAUCAUGGAUACAGUACAUCAUAUCCAAACAGGCACAAGGUCUGGUUAAAUCAGGAAAUCUAUAAUUGAUACAGGUAGAGGGACCAUGCGGAAUGUCAACUACAGUACACUACCUCAACUGGGCCGUCAUGAGCAGAACUUUUACUUCAGUAAGGUGACUGUAUAAUGGAAAGUAUCUACCCUGCACCUGAAACUGCUUCAGAUUUCACUUAGAAAGAAAACUGAUGCAUGGCACUGCAUGAGUAAACCAUCUUCAUGUUCUUGGUGACUCCAUUCACAUGAAUACAUCAAGCUGCAGUGGGGUGCAAUAUGUACACUGCAAAAAAAGAGAUUGUGAUCAAUUGGAAGGUAGGACAAGAUGCACACCCGUCUCCCAAACACUGUUCACAAUGUAGAAUCCAUCACUAUUCAUGUGUUGGGAAAUAUGGAAGUCACCUAGCUUUGUGCUAUGGUAGACAACACAUCACAAAAUAGUCCAUCCUGCUCUAGCAAAUCAGGCACCAACAUUCUAUCCAGUCAUGUGCAAGCAAAAGAAAAAACACUAACAUCUGCUCAAACUGUGCCUGUGAACACUUAGUGACCAUUUCAAAAAUUAUCACAUGAAACAUGUAUAAUAAACCUGCAACAGUACAGCAGUGAACAUCAGACACACCUUCUCUAUUGUGACUAAGUUGGUAUUGAGAAGUUUGUUGUUGGGGGAAAUCAAGACUUUUGCCUAAUCCCCUCCCCCGGGUAAACAAUGCUUAGGGGCUUAAGAUUCUAAACCAACUCUGCUUCACAUACGGUGCAUCCAGAAAGUACUCACAGCGCAUCACUUUCCACAUUAUGUUACAGCCUUAUUCAAAAA
This is a messenger RNA of Polypterus senegalus (gray bichir), 3651 nucleotides long. Its product is annotated as alpha-(1,3)-fucosyltransferase 7-like. The record is from RefSeq and is a predicted model, not a curated record. The coding region runs from base 192 to 1262 and encodes 356 amino acids. The transcript is spliced from 2 exons. Gene Ontology annotation, cellular component: membrane. Gene Ontology annotation, molecular function: alpha-(1->3)-fucosyltransferase activity. Lineage: Eukaryota; Metazoa; Chordata; Cladistia; Polypteriformes; Polypteridae.